Molecule: messenger RNA, 1878 nt
Organism: Ornithorhynchus anatinus (platypus)
Lineage: Eukaryota; Metazoa; Chordata; Mammalia; Monotremata; Ornithorhynchidae
Product: NXPE family member 1-like
Exons: 4
Coding region: 1-1491 (496 amino acids)
Source: RefSeq, a predicted model, not a curated record
AUGCCCUCGCACCCGACCUCAGCCACGCCAACCAAACCGCCCACCAAGGUUGAUCUGGAAAUCCAAGAAAUCAUCAGGAGGCUGGACCGGCUGGUGCCUGACCACUCAUUCACACACGUGAAUGCCACCACCAGUGCCCAGCACAGUGUGGCCACCCUCCUCCAUCCCCGAGAUACAUACUGUGUCGGGGAAAGGCUCGAGAUCCGGGUGGAGGCCCGGGACCACUGGGGACGCCCCAAGGAGUAUGGCGGCGACUUCCUGAGAGCCAGGAUCUCCACCCCAGCCAGAAAGGCAGGCGCCUCAGGAAGGGUGGAAGACUUCCACAACGGCACCUACCUGGUCUCCUUCACGCUGUUUUGGGAGGGCCGAGUCUCCGUGUCCCUGCUGCUCGUCCACCCCAGCGAAGGGACAUCCGCGCUGUGGAGAGCCAGGAAGAGAGGCUACGAUAAGGUCAUCUUCACAGGCAGUUUCCUCAACGGAUCGUCGUACAUCAGAACUGAAUGUGGCUUAGUUCCUCUUGCAAACACUGAACAGUGUCGGUACCUGGACCAGCGAGACCAAGAAGCGUUUUAUUGCAACAAGCCCCGACUUACGUCUUGCGAUGCUUUGACCCACAUGAUGACCAGGAACAGACCACUUUCAUAUCUGAGCGUUGAAGAGAGAAGUCUCUUUGUCAGAUCCAAAAUAGGUGUUCCCAUCUCGACGACAUUUGGCUCGGUCAACGUUCAGAGUUGUGGCAGGAGUGAAACUGUGACGGAGACCUGCCGUGUCGGAAUGGACUCCCCCUUCCCCAGUGGCUUCGUCUUGGAAAAUGAGUGGAGGUCGGCACUUUGCAGACUGUCCCGUUUAAGCACCCUGAAUGGGACUAUCAACUGCCUGACGGGAAAACUGAUUUACCUCAUGGGAGACUCCACGCUUCGUCAGUGGAUCUACUACUUCCAGAAAUUCGUCACCACCCUAAAAUUGUUUGAUCAUCAUGGAAUUGGAGUUUUCGGGAUACACGUACUUAUGGAUGUUGGGAAACACAUAAAGAUUCAGUGGAAGAAACAUGGAGAACCAUUUGUGACCCAAAAAUUAUAUGAAGUGAAAGACGAUGAAUAUGUCACCCGUGAAAUUGACAAAGUUGCAGGAGACAAACGUACAGCGGUCGUCUUCACUUUGGGCCAGCACUUCCGGCCCUUUCCCAUCAACAUCUUCAUCCGCAGGGCCAUCAAUGUCCGCCGAGCCAUCCGGCGCCUGCUCCUCAGGAGCCCGGAUACCAAAGUCAUCCUCAAGACCGAAAACACCAGGGAGAUGUUGGCAGAGUCAGAGAGAUUCGGCGAUUUUCACGGCUACAUGCAGUACCUCGCCAUGAUGGACAUUUUCCGGGACGUCCCUGUGGGGGUCAUCGAUGCCUGGGAUAUGACUGUGGCGUUUGGCACGAACAAUGUUCACCCUCCCGAACACGUCAUUGGGAACCAGAUUAACAUGUUCCUAAAUUACAUUUGCUAGUGGAUUGGCAUAUAAAAACAAACAAAAUGAAAUCCCAGCCUGGGGCAGACCAUCCAGCUCCUUGCUCUUUUUCCAGCUGUCCUUGAUUCUGUCUCUGGCUGUAGCCCGGGAGAACAUUUGAAGACCUGAUGUAUUGGUCACCUUUGGUAUCCAUCUACCUCUUCCCCUGAGAGGACACAAACUAUUAUUCAUGACUUUGGGAACUCUUCUCAGUCGCUCGAUAGAUUCUGCCGCCUGCAUUCCUGAAGUCCUAAAUCCGCUCAGCUAACUCCCUUUUCGGUAUAAAAGGUUUUCCUCCUUUUGUCCCUCUUCACUUACCCCCAAAUUUCCAUAGGUGCCUCAGUGGUUAGGAUUUAGUAAGUAACAAUUCUAAGGUCACCUUUCCCU